Molecule: messenger RNA, 947 nt
Organism: Panicum virgatum (switchgrass)
Lineage: Eukaryota; Viridiplantae; Streptophyta; Magnoliopsida; Poales; Poaceae
Product: flowering-promoting factor 1-like protein 3
Exons: 2
Coding region: 180-584 (134 amino acids)
Biological process (GO): regulation of flower development
Source: RefSeq, a predicted model, not a curated record
GAUUGGGGGAGGCCCCGGCAGAGGAGACCCACCACCACUCACCGAACACCACAGCUUACCCCCGUGGGCCCCACCAGUUAGAGCUAAUCAGGAAAGAGAGCACUGUUUCCUUUUCCUUCCGGGCCCUACUGACAGGAGCACGCUGUCGAUCUGCACUGGCCGGGACUAGUACAUAAGUGAUGCCAACCUUGCCUUAUUGUCCGUCCUCCCACGGCAAAUUCCACACACGGUCAAGAGACAUGUCCGGCGUGUGGGUGUUCAAGGACGGCCUCGUCCGCCGCGUGGAGAACCCCGGCCAGGACGACGAAGGGUCGUCGGCCGGCGGCAGCGGCGGGCGGCGCAAGGUGCUGGUGCACGUCCCCAGCGGCGAGGUGGUGACGUCGUACGAGGUGCUGGAGCGGCGGCUGCGGGAGCUCGGGUGGGAGCGCUACGUGAACGACCCGUGCCUGCUGCUCUUCCACCAGCGCUCCACCGUGCACCUCAUCUCCGUGCCCCGGGACUUCGCCAGGUUCAGGCUCGUGCACAUGUACGACGUCGUCGUCAAGACCCGCAACGUCUUCGAGGUGCGCGACGCUGCUAAUUAGCUAGCUCUCGAUCCCCAGGCCGACAGGGUCGGGCUCUGCUGAUAGCAAACGUGUUCUUGGCCUUUAUAUAUAUUCUAACCUCUCCAUCGAUCUGGAAUAAUGGGGCAUGCCCGCACACGGGAACUGGUACAUGCUUUUGAAUUCGUUGCAGAUAUUCUGGCGAACGGAAAGAGGAUCGACGGAUAGAGUUGAGUAAUUUAUUCAUAAAUGUGCACAUGUUUACUGGCACAAGGCUUGUAUAGACAGAUAUAUUGGUUUGUAUUGUUUUUACGGUUUGCCAAAGUGCUGUGUAUAUUGGAAGGUUGAAUGAAAAUUAUUGUAUUGACCUGAUUUUUCUAUCUUAUAUAUUCAUGAUCGGAUUGA